Molecule: messenger RNA, 4617 nt
Organism: Anas platyrhynchos (mallard)
Lineage: Eukaryota; Metazoa; Chordata; Aves; Anseriformes; Anatidae
Source: RefSeq, a predicted model, not a curated record
GUUUGUUUGUUUUUCCUUCUCCCUAAAGAACGCCAAAUUGCAUAUACUUCUGGUGUUGCUAGUGCUCUUGCUUGAAUUCCAUCGUGUAUCUACCUUCUUUAUUUGUAUUCUUACUGCUUUAUAAGCUUUGGCAUUGUUUGCCUUUGAGGUUGAUUUCCUUUUCCUUUUGCUCUUCCUUUUAUAUUUUACUUCUAAAGUGUCACUUUUUGAUCUGGCAGUGCUCCACAACGUUCAUCUUGAAAUCAGAGAUGCCACUCAGCGUUAGGCAGCCCAGGACCUGAAUGUGAAUAGUGAGAGAGGUGUUAAUUAGUAACAAAAGUGUAUCUGGUGGUGGGCAUCAUGGGAGCAAGAAAAAGCAAUUAGCUGCAACAAGAUAAGCAGUUAACACCUAACAGUGUACUCACAGGAAGCACCGUCUCAGUCCAAAGAAGGAUACGAAGUACAGCAACAUCUCAUGUUUCUGGGAAACACAGCCAUUAGGCUGUGUGAGGAUCAGUUGUGUCUUCCAUCACAGCAAACCCCGUAAUAUAAAUGGACUUUUUCUGCCACCUAGUAACAAUGUUGCAUUGCAGGAGGAGGUCCAAGAAGGGAUUCUGAAUCCAGCCUGUGGUCAAGAAUCAUUCAGAAAUCAGGAGAAUAUUUUAAGACCAAUUCACCCUCCACUAAUUAUUAACAUCAACCACCAAGAGGACGAAGAGGAGGAUGAAGAGGAUAUUGAAGACAAAGAGAACAAUGAUUUUAAUUUGUUGGCUAAGACUGCUUCAGACCUUGAAGAGGAAAGAGCAAUAAAGGAAAUGUGCUAUAAAUCUGGAGAGUAUUAUAGGAUUCAUUACCCUCAGGAACACCAAUCAACAAAAAUCAUAUCUUCGUCUCUAGAAAAUGAGUUAUUACCUUUGGAAGCUAUCAAGCGGGAUUUGCAGAAAGGUGAUGGUAAUACAAAUCCUACAAAACUUAAUAAUAUAAAAAGAGAGGGGGAGACUUCAGGAAGGAGAGUGUCAGUAGAGGGUAUUAACAGAACAGAUCAUAGAUCCUUUGAAAAUGGAGUUUGUCAAUGCAAAAUAAUGCAGUACCAUGCUAGGGAUGCUUGGUCUAGCUUUGAGCAAACUGGAGGUGAUUGUUUUGUGGCACAGAAAAACAUAUUUGUUGAAGGGAAAAGAAACAAGGCACUACCUUUAGAAAAAGCACCAAUUGCAUCAAAGUAUUCAGAUGUAAAAGCAACAAGCCGCUCUGAAUUGGUAAAGAAGCAUCAUUUUAAGGGAGUAAAGAAAAAGAAAUGGAUUUCUGAGGAACCAAGAAACUUAUCUAAUACAGUAACAGGCAAAGAAAAUCACACUUCAAACCCAAAAGUUAAACCAAGUUACCAACAAAGUGAUAAAAGAAAGGAUGAUGAAACUGCUUCUUCUAUUUCUGUGAGACAAGCUAGAAGAAACACUUACUUCAAUUCUUCAGAACCCCGAAGAUCAGCAUACGUGUUCUACCGUAAUGUUACAGAUGUCCAAGAACCAAAGUUUAAUGGAUCAAUGGACAAAUAUACUUCAGGAUCUUGUAAUGCACCAACUUGGAGGAAAAGGAAUCCACAUGCAAAGACAUUCACUAAGUUUAAAACAACCAUUCAGAGCCAAGAAGAAAUGGAAAUGAAUAUAAAAGGAGAAAGAUUUGUAGAAAGGAGAAAGAUAUGAAACCAAUACUUCAACUUACAAGAAAAAUUUAAAUUAAAAGAAGGAAAUUAACAAGUACUGCCCAACUGGACAUCAAAAGAUGAUAAAAUUGCAAAUCUCAAAAAUAAUCUGCAGGAAGUAUACUUUAACAUUUUAUCAAAAGUGAUAAAAAUGCAAAUUAAAAAGUAUGUUCUGUAUGUGCACAUAUACAGGUCUUCAAUCUAUUCACAAAGUUUAAUCUGUUGUUAAAAUUUGACCGUUGAAAUGAUUUAUUACAGGCUAUGGCUGUACACUUCAAGACUGAUAGCAAAAGACUGUCUUGGGGGGGGGGGGGGAGGACUCCUUAAACAGAGUAUUCCCCCAUUUUGUUUGACAGAUACUUUAAUGAAAAAUUACUAAUAUGAAUUAAUAUUAUUAGUUACACUUGGCAGUUUCAGAAGACUUUCAAUGUAAACAGCAAUAUUAAUGCAUUCUAGAAAAUGGCUGUUCUGGUGUGAAAGACAGAUUUGUAGACGAUGUAAUUGUUUGCUAGAUGUUUGAGGGCUCAUUCUGAGUUUGAUCUUAAUAUUUUGCCAUUUUAGUAGGGCAGCAGAACUGUUAUGAACUAAAUGAACUUCACAACAAAAGAAGAAUUAACAGAAAUAUGUUUUUCCACACAUUUUAAACAAAAGUAUAAAAGACUGGAUAAAGACAGAGAAAAAGACUGACAAGAAGACUACAACAUCGCUUCCUGAAAAAAUAAACUAUAUAAAUGGUUUUAAAGUGAACAGUGACAACGUACUACUAUUUCUCUAGAGAGCACAGAUUUGUUAUUAAAUCAUUUCUGCAUUUCCAUAUUUAUUUAUUUUUUUCUUCUAUGAGACAGACUGAUUUGGUUUCUUUCCUGUAAUUGGAGAGAAUGGGUUUUGAUCACCUUUAUUCUAGGAUUGGAUCAAUAUAUCAAACAGUAAACAGCACUGUGUAAAAAUAGAAAAACUGACACACCAGAAGGCAGGUGUAAGCAGGAAAUGGAGCCUGAAGGAGGAAUUUUGAAAGAUGAAACAAAUGCACUCAAAAGUUAAAAAUAGCUUUCUGGAAAACUGAAAAUUAUGUAAUUGUGGAACAUGUAACUGAAAGAAACAUAUUUCAAAGAUUCCCUCCAGAGAGUUAAGAAAAAGAGGGGCAAGGCAAAGGAUUCUGUCUUUCAUGGAAUACUGGUCAGUAGCCAAUGUGUGCAACUAUUGUACCUAACACUAAAUUACAACAUACUUAUAUGUUUUAAUUUAUAUAUAAUUUAUGUAUAUAAAUAUGAAUGUAUAUCCUUGUCUCAAACCUUUUUCAUUUUUUUUGCAUUUACUUAACCUUUGGUCAUUCAUAGAACAUACUUAGUUUUGGAGGAGAGCCCUUCAAACAUUUUUUUAGAGCUCUGUGAUCCAGUAAUUACCUCAGUGGCAUCCAUGGCUAUGAACAUAAAAGCACUUUGCUUCUUUGUGACUGUUUAAAAUUGUAUCAGAUGCUUUCCAGGGUGCCUUCUAGAUGAAAUUAUUCUAUCAUUCUAUGAGAAAUAUCAUCAUAUAUUUCUCAGUCCUACUUUACUGAGAAUAUCUUGCAAAAAAAAUAGGCGAGUAAUGCUUUAAAUAUUAUUACUUUUAAUUUUAGAAAUUGAUUAUAAUGGUGUAGGCAGUUGGGCAUUACUUUCUUAGCUGAGAAAAUAAUAGAUUAUCUGUUUUAGCUGAGAGGUAGAAAAUGUUAAAAAACAAAGCAAAACAAAAAAACUGGUAACAUCUUUUUAAAAUCAAUGAUUAAGUGUACUGAAAAUGUCUCCCUCCCUCUAAUUAAACAUUGGAUUCUCAACUUGUAUCACACAAUGCCUUGCAGCAACAUUUUGUAUCUUGUCUGCCUGAGGCAGCUUAAAAUCUUGAUUUGGAGGGUUGUUCUACCCAGUUAUUUUUUAACAUCUAGAAAAAUACUUUUAUUCUCAUUUUCAAAUAAACAUAAAUUUUACAUAUAAUGAUUGUUCAAUCUCUGUAAUUUAGAGGAUUGAAUUUGGCAGGGCCAUAAAUUGACCAGGGCCAAACUUUAUUUUGGUCUGUUUUUUAGUAUUUAAUUAAAAAGGGUUUCAGUAUUUAAAUUUUGGAAUUUAUUUGGUUUGAGAGUAGCAGUGCAAAGAUCCCACUCUGUCUUAGUAAUUUUGUUUCAGAGUACAGCUGAUACUCUUUGCUUGCUUGGGUGUUAACCUGUUGGUUUUACUUAUCAGUGUACUGUACAAAGAAACGGAAGUUUGAGAGUUCAUUACAAUUACUAACAGUGUGUUUGCCAGAAACUUACUUAAAAUUACUAAAAAGAACAGAUGGGCAUAAAAUUUGAAUGUUGCUGACUGUUCCAGCAUCAGAUAAUGACAGAGUAGGUGGUGCUACAGUUUUAGACCUUCCUGGUGAAUCCAUCUUUGAUCAAAUAUGUUCUGAACCCUGAAUGGUGUGAAGAAAAAAAAAAACACAAAACAAACAAACAAAAAUAAAUAAAUGGGUCACAUGGUUUGGAUUAGAAACAGUAACAAAGUGAACUUCUAGCCUCCAAAUUUAUGAACUUAACACUGAACUAGAAGUAAACUGAAGUUCAUUACUGUAUGUAUUCCCUAAAUAUAUAUUGUGAAAUCUGAGAAGGCAUUAUGACAUCUGAAAAUAUAAAUAUUACAUUUGAUUCUUUCCCUUAAUUGUAUUUAAACUCAAAGAGCUUUGUUAAUCUAUGUAUUUAUUAUAGUUCUGAGCUAAUAUAAAAAGGAAAUAAGUCUUAUCACUGUUUUCCUGUACCGGAUAGACAAAAAAUGAGUGACCAAAAGGUGAACAAAUAAGAGGAGUCUAAUGUGAGCCACCUGAAGGAGAGACUGUGCUUUAUUGUGUGGUAUUGUUACUAUACUGUGUUUAAAAAAUGGUGUUUGUAUAUUCAUAAACAUACAAUAAAUGCACCUAGUAAAAGUAAA